UUCUCGUGAGCCCGACAGGAGAACAGUACGAUUCAUUACUGCGGCAGCUGAGGGAGCGGAUAGAAGAGGGAUGUGGAGAGACCAUCUAUGUGGUCGGGAUGGGCUCAGGUAGUAUGGAUGAUUUGAUCAAUUUUGUGCUCAAGCAAGUAAGUUUCCUAACCUAUAUUUCUAUCUGUGAGAGCAAACUGACACAGCUGGUAUCAGUCAAUAAAAACAAAAGCACAUUUUUCUGUUGGUUAUUGUGAUUUUUUUUUUGUUCCUUUUCUUUUCACAUUUUCUCUGCGGACUUUGGUUGCAUUUUAACCUAUUUAGUGUCCAGCUCAUCGUUAGCUGACUCUAGGUGGUGUAUUUUAACACAUUUGACCAAAUCCCUUUUUGAAAAGAGUUUAAAAUGUGCUUUUGAUCAACUCUCCAUUAAGAAAUGACAAGAAAAGGUGAACAGAUGGAAUGAUUCGAGACUCGGAAUCGAACCUGGGACGACCCGAUUAAGGACUAUAGCCGACGCACAUGAUGGAGGCGAUUAUGGUCUGGAUGAGAAGGACAUGGAGGCGUCGGUGGCCACGGUGCGGUCGCUGUGUGAGCAGAUCGAGGCCGACCUGAUCCUGCUGCGGGAGAGGACGGAAAGCGGUGGGAAGAUUCGAGACUACCUCAUCCGCCGGCGAGUCGGGGAGCAGGAUUUCCUGGAAGUGAGAGUUGCAGUUGUUGGUAAUGUGGAUGCUGGGAAGAGCACCCUGCUCGGUGUGUUGACCCAUGGCGAGCUGGACAACGGCCGAGGCUUCGCCCGGCAGAAGCUCUUCAGGCACAAGCAUGAAAUGGAGAGCGGCAGGACCAGCAGCGUGGGCAACGACAUCCUGGGCUUCGACCAGGAGGGUCAGGUUGUCAACAAGCCAGACAGCCACGGUGGAGGCUUGGACUGGACCAAGAUCUGUGAGAAAUCCUCAAAGGUCAUCACCUUUAUUGACCUGGCCGGCCAUGAGAAGUACUUGAAAACCACAGUGUUUGGGAUGACGGGUCACCUGCCAGACUUCUGCAUGCUUAUGGUGGGCAGUAACGCCGGCAUAGUUGGCAUGACGAAGGAACAUCUCGGCCUGGCGUUGGCCCUGAAUGUGCCGGUGUUUGUAGUUGUUACAAAGAUAGAUAUGUGUCCUGCUAACAUCUUGCAAGAGACACUAAAAUUAGUACAAAGAUUAUUGAAGUCCCCAGGCUGCAGGAAAAUACCGGUUCUGGUCCAGAACAAGGAUGACGUCGUCGUCACCGCCUCCAAUUUUAGUUCAGAGAGGAUGUGUCCCAUUUUCCAAAUCUCCAACGUGACGGGAGAGAACAUGGACCUGCUGAAGAUGUUCCUGAACCUGCUCUCCCCGAGGACCACUUUCAACAACGACGAGCCCGCGGAGUUCCAAAUUGACGACACAUACUCUGUACCAGGUGUGGGUACGGUGGUUUCUGGUACUACGCUGCGCGGAUUGAUACGACUCAAUGACACGUUACUCUUAGGCCCAGACCCGCUCGGUACCUUCAUCCCCAUCGCAGUGAAGUCCAUCCACCGCAAAAGGAUGCCCGUCAGGGAGGUCCAUGGUGGACAGACUGCAUCCUUCGCUCUGAAGAAGAUUAAAAGGUCAUCAAUUAGGAAAGGAAUGGUGAUGGUUUCUCCAAAGUUAAUGCCUCAGGCUACCUGGGAGUUUGAGGCUGAGAUCUUGGUGCUUCACCAUCCAACCACAAUAUCUCCACGGUACCAGGCCAUGGUCCACUGUGGCAGCAUCAGACAGACUGCCACUAUCCUGACCAUGAAUAAAGACUGCCUGAGGACAGGGGACAAGGCUUCAGUCCAUUUUCGCUUCAUUAAGACACCCGAGUAUCUGCACUGUGAUCAGAAGCUCGUGUUCAGGGAAGGUCGCACCAAAGCCGUUGGCACCAUCACCAAGCUCCUCCAGUCGGUGAGCACACAAGCUGCCAAAGCCCAGCAGGCCAAGUCUCAGGUCAGUAGGAAGUCUUCUAGAGAGGGAACGACAGGGAGUGAAGACACGGGGUCAGCAGCACGACCGCUAAGUCCAACUAUGGCAUCGACAGUGGCAGAGGAAGAUGCUCUAUGUAAAGAUGACAACAAAGAAAACAAGCUGAAACCCGGAGGCGGAGGACGUCGGCGAGGGGGACAGAGACAUCGAGGGAAAGGUCAAAAUCCCGCAACCAUGUCUUCAGCAAUGCCCACCGGAGCAGCAGGCUCGUCCUAAAGGCUGAAGAUUUCCUGCCUCAUCAUCCGGUUCUCUUAUAAACAUUGGCUCCCUGUCUGUUGUUUCUACUGUAGAAGGUGUAAUUCUCAGUGGGCCGCGGAAAGUGGUAUCGAGUUAAAAACAGGUUUGCAUUUGUGCAUCGCAGCGUUCGCUAUAUUUGUAGUUUGUCAGUACUUUCUGGAGUGGCAUCGUCUUUUUCUUUUCUAUCACUGUAAGCUGCCCUUAUUGCUGCUUUUGGAUGGAACAAAGGUAGCGUCAAACAAAUAAAUGUGGGGAAGCGCAACACUUUCGGUUGUUUGGAAGUCAUGUUUGGUUUUGCAGUGUGUGGAUGGCCGGCCGUAGAUCUCUGACUCAAUAAGCGGAGCUGCUUUAUUAGCCCACCCUAUCACUGAGGGGAGCCGAUUUUUAAAAAUUCCUGCUUAAGAUGCUCUCAGUGUGAGAAAAUAGUCUUGAUUUUUGGCAGUAUUUUGGAAAGUGGAAAGAAGAUGCCUGAAAAUUGUAGCUUUUGUUGCAUUUCAAAUCACAUAACACGUUUUUGGAGAAAUUUCUCUCCCUUUAAAAAAAAAAAAAUUAAUAUUGCUGAAGUUUGAUCUCUAAUAGAAAAAAACCCCACUAUCUGUUUUAUCAUUUCCUCAGUUUCUUUUAAUACGUUUGGUCCUUAAAACUAAAAAAUUUUCACUCCUUUUUUAAAAAAUGUUAACUAAACUGACUGUUAGUUUUUGCUUUCCUCUAGUCUUUUAUUUGAUUAUAUUCUUUAAGAUGCGUUAGGCACUAGUGGCCUCUAUUGAACAGUAAAUGGGCAGGAAGCUGGGUAGUUAGAGAAAGGGGAGGCCAGAAAUCGAACCCGGGACAAACCAUGUUGAGAACUGCAGCUAUCCAGCUAAUAUUGAUCUACAAUGGUAACUCGUAGGUCCAGAAGUCUCACUGUAACGAUGCAACGUCAUCAAAAGCCAAGGAAGAACAUCUUUAAGUCGCUAAAUUGCAGCUGCUCUUUUUUUUAUGUUGGAGUCCACACAAAUGAGCAAGAAGCAGCCAUUUUCUGACUUCAGAAAUGUUGUUAAAUGGUGAUGUACAAGAUUAAAUGUUUCUCUUCUGUAAUAAAAUUUUGAUUUUAUUGUUCAUAUUUUCCUUUGCAGAUUUUAAAUCAUAGACAAACCUUUUUUUUUGUGUAGAAGUCAUAAAGACUCACUAGUGAAGUUAAUUUUAGUGUCUUUGUUCGCUGUUUUUGUCAGAUUGUUUCAAAUACAGCAUAUGUGCAACCAGAAGAUUUUACAUGCGACCCAUAUUUGGUGGAGGGAUUUGCAUGAAAUGAGUUUUCAAAUCUUUUUGUGUCUAUUUAUAUUAAAAAAUGCUGGUUGUGUGAAUGAAAAAAGCAGUUUAAUUUAAGUGGUGCCAUGUUUAUGUAAACCCUUUGAAAUAAAUUUGCUAUAGAAAACUGACAA
Messenger RNA from Poeciliopsis prolifica (blackstripe livebearer), 3670 nucleotides. RefSeq names its product GTP binding protein 1, like (gene gtpbp1l). The transcript is spliced from 13 exons. The record is from RefSeq and is a predicted model, not a curated record. Lineage: Eukaryota; Metazoa; Chordata; Actinopteri; Cyprinodontiformes; Poeciliidae. Gene Ontology annotation, biological process: translational elongation. Bases 543 to 2228 code for a protein of 561 amino acids. Gene Ontology annotation, molecular function: GTP binding; translation elongation factor activity; GTPase activity.